Messenger RNA from Phyllotreta striolata, 1719 nucleotides. The record is from the annotation of a GenBank genome assembly. Lineage: Eukaryota; Metazoa; Arthropoda; Insecta; Coleoptera; Chrysomelidae.
CGCCGAUCGCGCGCCCCCUCGCACCGCGACUAACAUGUCCCAAAGAUAUUACGUAACCAAGUCGAAGCCAGCAUGACCGCCGAAGGGGAGAAAGUGGGCGCCGAGCAGCUGGCGCCGCAUUCGGCGCCCGUCCUGAGCGUCGGCUGCAAAAUCCUGCGGUCGCCGAGCCACGAGAGCGUCACCACCGAUCUGUCGUUGUUGUCGGUGUCGUCGUCGACGACGUCGGACGCGCUGGGCGGCAGGCGAUCGCUCAAUUUGCACAAGUGCGAUCAGGCGCAGUUCGUCAGGGGGCAUAGCCCCAAUCCCGAGCACCGGAAUCCCAACAGACCAGCAGACAUCCCGGAGAUCCUCUGGUUCGAAGAAGAAACGGAGCUGAUCCGCAGCUGCGCCGCCCUCUCGUCGGCCGUCGGCCUCCAAAAGAGCUUCAGCACGUCGGACAUCAGCCAGCUGCCGUCGCCGGAGGAGGCGCGCCGCCGCUCGCGCCCCGCCGUCUCCGAGCUGGCGCUCAACUCGCUCCAGCGCUCCGGCUACCUCCUGGAGCACGCCCGGCUCGACCAGACGUCGCGCUCCUGCUCGACGUGGGUGGCCGUCGGCGACGUCGCUUCGGCGUCGCAGCUGCCCUCGCCGCACGGCGGCCAAUCGGGCGCCGGCGGCCAGUCGGGCGCCGGCGGUAAUUCGGUCGCCGGCGCCCAGCCUCAAACGGCGAGCGCGCCUCCGCCGCCCGUCUUCACCGCCGCCGAUUUCAUCAGGUCCGUCAACAAGAAGGUGCGCCAGAACUACAUCAGGAGGCGGCUGUUGACCACCUACAAGGCCAUCGAGCGGUUGUCGCAGAGCGAGUUCAAUUUGGAUAGAUUAGAGAUGACUACGAACGAGUCCUGCAAGGAUGACCACCAGCCUGCUCCUUCUCGACUAACUGUUCCAGGUUCCAGUCCAACGCCCGGCAAGAGUCCAACGGGCACUCACGGCAACGCCGCCAUGUUGAGGGCGGCCAAACAAAGGGCGGGGAAGAACCUGCCGUUGACCAUCAGGGACGUGGAAAGGGAGCGGGGGAAGCCCCUCUCGAAGUACGAAAGGAACAUGAUGAUAUUCAAUUGGCUGCACACGCUCGACGACACGGCCUACGUGGAGGGCAUCCAGUAAUCGAUUAUUAAUCGAUUCAUCGAUCGAUCGUUACGCCGCUCGCAGAUGACUAGAUUAAAAUUUUCUCGUUUGGAAGAAACAUAUCCGGAAGUGUGUAUAUAAUUGUAUACGUGUGUAAAACAAAGACGACUGCUAAAAUUGUUAAAUUUCUACUGCAAACCAAAAGUUUUUUCGAAUUUCGCGCUUCUUUUUCUGUGGCUGAAUUCGCUCGACUGAACGGGCCGGUUGUUCCUGCUCGAAGGACCUUCUCGCAGGACGCGGGAGAGAAAGGAUCGUUCGAGGACGAAUUGUGAUAUAAUAAUCUCAGAUUAAACUCUGUUCCGAUGAUACAAAAAAGAAAAACCUCAUGAAGUCUGAUGUAAAGAAAACUGUAACUAGACUACUUGAUUUUUAGCGACUUUUUCGAGACACACGUUAUUAUUAUUAUUAUUAAAUAUUAUUAUUAAAUCGCUUGUGCUCUAACAUUAUUGACAAAUUUACGAAGAUGUUUGUAAUAAGAUAAACAAAUACCUGGAUCUAUUAUUAUCAAUGUUUGAUAUAUUUGUUAAUUGUGAGUCAUAUCAAAUAAUACAAGUUUAU